Anguilla rostrata (American eel) is the source of this 1305-nucleotide messenger RNA. Its product is annotated as aldehyde dehydrogenase family 3 member A2-like. The coding region runs from base 165 to 1289 and encodes 374 amino acids. The transcript has 8 exons. Gene Ontology annotation, biological process: aldehyde metabolic process. Gene Ontology annotation, molecular function: aldehyde dehydrogenase (NAD+) activity; 3-chloroallyl aldehyde dehydrogenase activity. Gene Ontology annotation, cellular component: cytoplasm. NCBI's taxonomy places the organism in Eukaryota, Metazoa, Chordata, Actinopteri, Anguilliformes, Anguillidae. The record is from RefSeq and is a predicted model, not a curated record.
GCGUAACUUUUGUUGUGAAAUUUCCCGCACUCGUUGUUACCGGAAGCCACGAGCUCACAGGAUUCUAUUAACUCCACUCACACCACCGAGGCGUGUUUUUGGAUUGCUGACAUUCAUGUGCAAAAACACGGGCCAGGGACUUUGGAGCUAAUAUCAGAAGCAGGAUGUCGAUGGACGAGGUGGUGCAUCGUGCGAGGAAGGCCUUCCAGAGUGGCAGGUCCAGACCUCUGGAGUUCCGGGUCCAGCAGCUCAAGAGCCUUCUGCGUUUCGUCCGAGACAGACAGACGGACAUCACCACUGCCCUGAAAAAAGACCUCGACAAGAGUGAACAGGCCUCGCUGCUGUACGAGGUGAUGUGCAUGGAGGGGGAGAUCUCCCUGGCCCUGGACCGGCUGGCGGAGUGGGCGGCGCCUCGGCCGGUGGAGAAGACCCUGCUCACCAUCACUGACCAGGUGUUCAUCCAGCCCCAGCCCCUGGGGCUGGUGCUCAUCAUCGGAGCCUGGAACUACCCCUGGGUGAUCACCAUUCAGCCCCUGAUCGGGGCCAUCGCUGCGGGUAACGCAGCCGUGGUAAAGCCCUCAGAGGUCAGCGUCCACUCUGCCAAGGUCAUGCAAGAGCUGCUCCCCCUAUACCUGGACCAGGAGAUGUACCCCGUGGUGCUGGGGGGGGUGCCGGAGACCCAGGAGCUGCUGAGGCAGCGCUUUGACCACAUCUUCUACACGGGGAGCAGCAGUGUGGGGAAGCUGGUGAUGGAGGCCGCCGCCCGUCACCUGACCCCCGUCACCCUGGAGCUGGGGGGCAAGAGCCCCUGCUACAUACACAAGGACUGUGACAUCAGCACGGCCUGCAGGAGGAUCACCUGGGGCAAGUUCACAAACUGCGGCCAGACCUGCAUCGCCCCCGACUACAUCCUGUGCGAGCCAAGCAUCCAGGACCGGGUGGUGCAGGAGAUCCGGAAGAGCGCGCAGGAGUUCUACACGGACGACCCCGAUGCCUGCCCGGACUACACCCGCAUCAUCAACCCGCGCCACUUCAAGAGGCUGAUGGGCCUGAUGGAGGGCUGCCGCGUCGCCCUCGGAGGGACGGGCGACGAGACGCGCCUCUACAUCGCCCCCACAGUCCUGACGGACGUGUCCCCCGACGCCAGGGUGAUGCAGGAGGAGAUCUUUGGCCCCCUGUUGCCCAUAGUAACGGUCAGCGGGGAGGACGAGGCCAUUCGCUUUAUCAACGAGCGAGAGAAGCCCCUGGCCCUGUACGUCUUCUCCUCCAGCAAUAAGGUGUGCUGCUGAGCCCUGUGUGCGUGUG